UUGUCGCAAGUACAAAUUGAUAGAUUGUAUCAUAAAGGUAAAGAAGCCUUGGAAGCCGAUAAUACUGUUUAUUAUGAAGAAUUCUCAAAAUCAUCAUCACAGAAAAAGUUCUUGUCACAAAUUUUAUCAGAUGGUACAUUAAACGAUAAAAUUUCUGCAUUAACACUUUUAAUUCAAGAAGCUCCAUUACACAACACAAAAUCAUUAGACACUUUAUUGAAUUUUUGUUCUAAAAAAUCAAGAAAUUCUGCUUUACAAUCAUUAAAUGCCUUGAAGGAUUUAUUCAUUAAUGGUUUAUUACCAGAUAGAAAGCUCAGAUAUUUCAAAAACCAACCACUAAAUAACAUGUUGACUAAAAAACAAUUGGCUUUAUUCUAUUUUGAAGACUAUUUAAAACAAUAUUUUUUCAAAGUGAUUCAGAUUUUGGAAAGAUUAUCUCAUGAUCCAAUUAUCCACGUUAGAAUGAAUGUUGUUAGUCAUAUCUUUGAUUUGUUGAAAUCUAAACCAGAACAAGAAGUCAAUUUGUUAAGAUUAGGUUGUAACAAGAUUGGUGAUAUUGACAAUAAAGUCAGUUCCAAGACUUCAUACCAAAUUUUACAAUUAGAACAAGCUCAUCCAAAUAUGAAGAAAAUUGUGAUUGAUGCUAUUGUUGAUAAUGUUUUCAAAGUCAACAGUGAUUACCAUACCAAAUAUUAUUCAGUUUUAACAUUGAAUCAAACUAUUUUAACAAGACGUGAAGAUGAAACUGCUAAUGUUUUGGUGAAGACAUAUUUUGCAUUAUUUGAAAAAUUAUUGAUAGAAUCUGAUCCAAAUAACGUUGAUACUGAACCAUCAAAAGACGCUAAAGCCAACAAUUUCAAAAACAGAAAGAAAAACUUCAAGAAGGGUAAAAAAGGUGGUAAAUCUGUCAAGAAUGAUAAAUCUGAACAAGAAGUUUUAGAAGAGAAAAACUCAAAAUUAUUUUCAGCUUUAUUAACCGGUCUAAACCGUGCUUUCCCAUUUUCAAACUUACCAACUGAUGUGUUCAAUAAACAUUUGGAAACUUUAUACAAAAUCACACAUUCCUCAAACUUCAAUACUUCUGUUCAAGCUUUAGUUUUAAUCUCACAAAUUGUUAAAAAUCAAAAUUUGAAUUCAGAUCGUUAUUACAGAACAUUAUAUGAAAGUUUGUUCGAUACCAGAUUAGUAACAUCCUCCAAACAAGGUAUUUACUUGAAUUUAUUGUUCAAAUCUUUGAAACAAGAUGCAAAUAUCCCAAGAGUCAUGGCAUUUGUUAAAAGAAUUGUUCAAAUUUGUUACAAUUGGAUAAAUAUUGGUUCUGUUGCUGGUAUGUUUUAUUUAUUAAUGGAAUUAGAAAAAUCAAUCCCUCAAAUUAGAAAUUUAGCUAUUAAUACCCCAGUUGAUCAUAAAUAUGUUGAAGAUGAUGAUUCUGAAGAAGAAAAUUUCAAAGAUGUUGAUUCUGAAAAUGAAGAUUCAGUCAAGAAAGUUGAACCAAAGAAGAAACAAAUUGCUGAAUAUGAUGGUCGUAAACGUGAUCCUAAAUUUGCUAAUGCUUCUAAUUCAUCUUUAUGGGAAAUUAAUGAGUUUUUGAAUCAUUAUCAUCCAACUGUUCAAUUAUAUGCUGAAAGUUUCUUGAAUCAACAAAAGCAAGUCAAACCAGAUCUUGGUUUAUUCACAUUGAGUCAUUUCUUGGAUAGAUUUGUCUAUCGUAACGCUAAACAAAAACCAACAACUAAAGGUUCGUCCAUUAUGCAACCUCUUGGUGGUUCUCAUACUGGUUCAUUAUUAGUCAAAUCUACCAACAAAAUUAAUCCAGAAAUUCCAGUUAAUACAGAAGAUUGGUUAAACAAAAAAGUUGAAGAUGUCAGACCUGAUGAAAAAUUCUUCCAUCAAUAUUUCACUACUAAAGAAAAAGAUCCAUCUAAAUUGAACAAUGGUGAAAUUCCAGAUGAAGAAUUUGAAGAUGAAAGUGAUUUAGAUGAUGAAGAAGUUUGGAAUGCAUUAGUUCAAUCUCAACCAGAAAUUGAAGGUGGUGAAGAAUCAGAUAUUGAAGACUUUAGUGAUCUUGAUGCUGAUGAUUUCAGUGAUCUAGAAGAUGAUGAUG
Hansenula anomala is the source of this 2104-nucleotide messenger RNA. It is a transcript of the gene MAK21, whose product is annotated as RNA-binding ribosome biosynthesis protein MAK21. Gene Ontology annotation, cellular component: nucleus. The transcript has a single exon. NCBI's taxonomy places the organism in Eukaryota, Fungi, Ascomycota, Saccharomycetes, Phaffomycetales, Wickerhamomycetaceae. The annotation marks the transcript as partial. The record is from RefSeq and is a predicted model, not a curated record.